This is a messenger RNA of Photinus pyralis (common eastern firefly), 941 nucleotides long. Its product is annotated as pickpocket protein 28-like. The coding region runs from base 1 to 888 and encodes 295 amino acids. Gene Ontology annotation, cellular component: membrane. The transcript is spliced from 5 exons. The record is from RefSeq and is a predicted model, not a curated record. NCBI's taxonomy places the organism in Eukaryota, Metazoa, Arthropoda, Insecta, Coleoptera, Lampyridae. Gene Ontology annotation, molecular function: ligand-gated sodium channel activity. Gene Ontology annotation, biological process: sodium ion transmembrane transport.
AUGUCUUUAUUUCCAAAAGAAAUUCGAUUGGAGACCCUAAACCGGCAUCGCAGUCUACUAAAUGACGACUUUUUCGCGAAGGAGGAUAGUAAGAGGUUUUCAAUUGUUAGAUCUAUUAUAAAUAUGUUUGGACUGACGAGAAACACCGUUAGACCCAGGCGACAAGUUAAAAUACCAUGGGCCGACUCUUACGCAACGAAAACGAGUAAAACCUCUACGCUCCCAAACCUGGAAGGUUCCAAAAAAAUGGAGCUGCGGCCACCGAAAGUCAGCGCUAGUGCACACCAUGACGAUGAUAAGGAAGGUUACUGUAGGCAGAUUUUUAAGUAUAUUGAAGAGUACCUUUACAACUCCACCUUGCACGGCUUGAAAUACGUAGGGGACACAUCAAUUUCCUGGGGUGAAAGAUUGUUUUGGUUCAGUGCUUUCCUCUUCGCUAUCUUUUGUAGUGUGUACUUCAUCUCGCAAAUAUACAGCAAGUACAAUUUAAAUCCGGUUAUUGUAAGUUUAAAUCCGAAACCCACGCCCGUUGGAGCUUUGCCGUUUCCGGCAAUUACGAUAUGCAGUAUGAAUCAGGCGAAAAAGGCGGAGGCAGAACAAAUCAUGGAAGCAGGCUCGGAAGUGGAGAAAAUGCUAUUGGAUGACUACUGUAAUUCAAACAACUCAUUUUCGAACAUAAGUACCACCAGCGACGAAGCAACCAAAUGGGAGAACGUGCAAAAAUUUAUUUUGAGGGUAAAUCCUUCUUGUCAGGAAAUCUUAAAAGUUUGUACAUGGAAGCAAGAAGAAAUGUCAUGUUUGGAUUUAUUUAAUAGCGCGUUAACCGAUGAUGGUUUGUGUUGUACGUUUAACUCCCUUCCCAGGAGCUACAUAUUCAGAAAUCCGUAAGUAGAAGGAACGGUAACGGUUUAAAUUUUUGGUUGUGGAGUGCAGGCGUGAAA